GCUAGACUUGUUUUAUACCCUCGCGUCUUCCCUGCCGGAACUGCUAGCAAGGACCACGUCACCUGCACUGUGGACCGAGCCUCCGAAUUCGACUAUGACCCUGCACUAGAGCCUGCUCCGAUAGAUUAUAUCCCGGACCCACACGACCUCGCAAAAUCUGAAGGCGAGGACUUCGCUCGCUACAUCAAGCCUCUUGGCACCGGAGAACUAAUCGUUGAGGCCAGAGGAAACGAGAUCGUGUUCGCCGCGGGCCGGCAUGCCAUUCGAGUCGAUUUUGGACUCGAGGGGAACAUGGCUAUCUUGAACACUGCAGACUAUCAGAAGAUCGUAGCUCAAGACUGCCCCAGUGACGACGCGGACAAGACUAACGCUGCACCAAUGCGCAGUUUCAUCGUUCCGCCGGAGCUUACUGUGCCCGACGCGAGUAGCAAACAACAGACCCUCGCCAUAUUUGCGGCGGUUGUAGGUAUCGACCACACACUCAUCAUGGCCGACCAUACCCGCCAACUACGCAUGCAUGUCAUGAGCCUGUCACGGUCUUGGACGCAAGCAGACCUCACGCCCGGUUCCCAGGCGAGUGCAUUAUCUAUGGGACUUGAUAUCAAGUCCCUAACUUACUCCCACGGUCCUGAUUGGAUCCACGAGCCUGCUGAGGCACAAGAAGCCCUAGACCGCUGGCGUGACCGCAUGCUGUCCGCCCGUGAACCUGUAGCACCAGCGCUGGAACCUUCACUUAUCGACGCGAUGUGUGACACGCAAGGGGCGUUCAGCGGUAUCGGCCCGCACAUUGCUCAAGACCUCUGUCAUGAGCUCGCCAUCUGUCCCUCCAUCCCUCCAGCCGUGUUAUGCGCCGACAAAGAGAUGUACGCCACACUCAGGGACGGGAUCCCAGUGUACGUCUCGCAGUUCACUUCAGCACAGUACCGGACACGAUGCCUUUCAAUGCCUAACGUGAACUCUCCCCUGGCGUACAACUACAAGAGCGCCACCAAUUACCUCAACCAAUAUCUGAAGGUAUAUUGCAAGAGUAGCGUACGCAUGGCAAGAGAUCAUUAUAACAAUUUCGCGCGUCGGGGUCUAUUUGACCCUGCGCACACGAUAGGCAAGUUCCUUCGGCGAAGUGUAUAUUGUUGCUCACACCGUGCGGCACUAGGAGCCCCGUACGUGCCCGCCGAAGACCAGCUAAUCGACCGUGAAAACGCGAAUGUUCCCGUAUACCAGUACAGUCUAAAGUCCGGUGACCCCAUUCACACCGUCAUCGUUGCACGGCAACCGGAGAAUUGGCCGUACAGUAGGGCAAAGCGAGUAGGUCGAUAG
Molecule: messenger RNA, 1317 nt
Organism: Trametes versicolor FP-101664 SS1
Lineage: Eukaryota; Fungi; Basidiomycota; Agaricomycetes; Polyporales; Polyporaceae
Exons: 3
Source: RefSeq, a predicted model, not a curated record